Molecule: messenger RNA, 447 nt
Organism: Clonostachys solani
Lineage: Eukaryota; Fungi; Ascomycota; Sordariomycetes; Hypocreales; Bionectriaceae
Source: the annotation of a GenBank genome assembly
AUGAAGGCUUCACUGUCAGUUAUUCUUUUAUUUACAUCUGGACUUCUAGCCAGCCCUGUUCCUGAGGCUGCCUCUUCAGUCACCUCAACCAAAAGCACCCCUCCCCGUCCACUUACUCUCCCGACCCCUGCUGUUCUCCCAGCAGGCCCUGAUGGGGGGGAGACUCCAGUAGAUCCCUUUAUCCCUCCUCAGAAGUGUCCGAAGAAAAACCAAGUUUUUGUUGAGUGCGGAACAGCAUGCCCUGCCAGGUGCUUUCAGCCGCCACCCACUAUCUGCACAUUGCAGUGCGUUAUCGGAUGCCAAUGCGCACCAGGAUUUUUCUUGAACAAGGUAUGUCAAUAUCAAGCUUGUCCUUUGCAAGAUUGCGGUAUACUAACAUGGCUCAAGGCUGGCUCUUGUGUGACGGCUCUCGGGUGUGUGUGGGAUAUCUUCAACAAGAGCUCUUGA